CCUCACCGCUGUCCGGUACUUGGGUAUGCUUCGUUGUGUUCCCGUGUCCAUUUCUACUACGGUAUAAGUACCUGAAUACCUCUAAUGUGACGGAAAUUCGCUCACGUGGAUGUGGUGUAUUUGGUUUGGGCGUUCGCCGACCACACCGGCACACAGCCUCCAUAUCUGCAUCGCAAUCAGUCUCGGUUCUCCAGUAAGUAGUAAGUGCUUGCAUUCAUUCUUCAAACUCCCAUGUCGUUCCUCUCUGCUGCUGAUGUAUACGCCGAGCAACUAUUUCGCUUGGGUCAUGGUUAUCCUCUCUGGGACCCUGAUCCACCGAAAGGUGAAGUGUUGAUAGGCGAUGUUGGAUUUAUUGCGGAUGGUUCAUUCCAUCGCGUCUUCAACGCCACGAAACCUGGGGAUGACCCCGCGAAUAGAACCGGCGUUCCUGAUGGUUACAAGCCAUUCACCUUGACCUCGGAAUUCUCAAAUGUGAAGAAGGUCGGGGCACUUGCUCCUGGAGCGUUGUGUAGCAGGACCAUCAGACAGCUGCAAGUCGAGUUGAGUGCCUCAGGCCACGGCGUUGGUGCCGGUCUUGAGUUCCAAUGUAUGGACGACCAGGGUGCUGUUCUCGUAAUGAAGCACAGCGCGAACCGCGAGGUGAUCCUUCCAAGUCGGCGAAUGGUCAACUACAUGUCACAGAGCUUCACAAGCUGGUACGAGUUCAUCAGGGAUCGCCUCGACGUCGACAUUCCCAGGGAAUCCUUACGUUUCAUAUGUGGGGUCUGGAAGACUGCUGACUGGGCGGUGGCGUCAUAUACACAAGCAGGGAAGAUGGCGCAGUUCCAGUUCAACGCGAGUUUGGGUGCAGCCUCUGCCGCAUUUACAAUAUCAGCAGCGGCAAAGGUCACGGCUGCACCCGAACAGAACUGGGGACCGCGCGACGACGCCACUGAUCCGUCCACAAGCAGCGAGAGCCUCAGCGGUCUCAUGGCUAAUCAAUCCGUGUUCAUCCACUACUAUAGUCUGAGGCGUCGCUUUUUGUUCCCCAAAGUCAUGAAGGCUGCGGCUGGCUACGAUGAGCUACCUCCCCCAGGACCUGACGAGGCCGCAGACAGGAGUCACUCAAUAGACUUCGCCAGCAGCGGUGAAGAGGUGAACGAGAUUGAACGGGACACCUCAGUCUUUCAGAGCUGGGACCCCGUAGACUUUGUUCUGGAUUAUAUCCUGAAGUAUGAGCCGAACGUCCAGGUCGCAGUUGCUAACGACCGUGAUAUCAAUAGGCUUUGCGAACAACACAGAUGUGAUAUACCAGACGACAUUCCUUCUUUCCUCGAAACUGUCAAACCUCUGAUUGAGGUCACCGAAGAUGGACUUGGCAUGCUGUCUCACGAAGACCUCACUACUCUUGAACAGCCCGCGCCAGAUGAGCAGACUGUGCCAGCGUCGAUGCCGGUGUCGUUCGCCGAUGAACAUCCGACUACAGACGCCCCUCCCGAGGUUGGGGCUACAGCAGCGGAUGCCGAGAUAUCCGAGAAAGUCACGCCACGCGGCGAGCCUGUCGCUGCAAACUCAGACAGCAUUGCUAGGGAUGGUCCAAUCGAACAGAAGAAGGCGGACAUACUAGUCGCGGACAACGGUGCCUUUGUCGAGCUCGAACACCACGCUGGUGGUAUCACCGCCCUUGCAUAUUCGCCUGACGGCCGCUACAUCGCCAGCGGUGCUGACGACACCCUAGUCGUCAUCUGGGAUGUCCGCACCGGCCAGCGCGUGCAUACGUGCAGUUACCACUCCGAUACCAUCUGCUCCCUGGCUUUCUCUCCCGACGGUAGCAAGCUGCUCUCUGGCUCCGGCGACGGGCUGGGAGUCAUUUGGGACGUCCGAACUGGAGAGGAGCUGACAGUCCUGAACGGCCACACGGGUAUCGUGUACACCGUUGCCUUUUCGCCUGAUGGUUCGGUCGUCGCGACGGGGUCCGUCGACACCUCUGUCAGGCUCUGGGACGCCGUGUCGGGAGAAGAGCGUUCGUUGUCGAGAGGGCAUAGCGCAAUUGUCUUGAUUGUCGCGUUCUCGCCUGACAGCCGCCGCCUCGUUUCCGCAAGCGCGGACUACUGUACCCGAGUUUGGAGUGUACGAGAUGGGACUCUUCUCUCUGUCCUCAAGGGCCACCAAGGCGUUAUCUACGCUCUGGCGUAUGCCCCCGAUAGUCGUCGCCUAGUCACUGGAUCGGACGACGGCUCGGCGCGGAUCUGGAAUGGGGAGACAGGCGAAGAACUCGUGGAUCUGCGAGUGCACUCUGGAUCUGUGUGGGCCGCGGCGUUCUCCCCUGACGGUAAACAAUUGCUGAGCGCAGCCAGCGACGGCUCCAUCCGAAUCUGCGACUCGUAUAGCGGAGACAAGAUUCACGAGAUCGAUGCCAGUGAUCAACUCGUGAAUGCCACCGCGUUUUCCGCAGAUGGCUCGCGCAUUUGCGCCAGCUCUGCGGAUAACAGCAUACGCGUGUGGAACACGAAGAGUGCAACCCAGCUCGCGACACUCACUGGCCAUUCCGACAAAGUGAGCCAUCUGAGGUUCUCUCCAGAUGCGACGCGCAUCGUGUCAUCCUCCGAUGACGGCCUUUUGCGUAUCUGGGAUCUCAGUCGUCUGGGUACGGGUGGCCAUGGCGGGGGAGAGGUAGAGGCGUAGGUGCCCGUGCCCGUGCCUGUGGACUCUUGAAGACCUGGGGCACGGGCAGCCGUACGAUUCAGCAGCACAGUGCGUAUUCGAGUCGAAUCCUGUAUACCACAUGCACACCAUUAUU
Molecule: messenger RNA, 2779 nt
Organism: Rhodofomes roseus
Lineage: Eukaryota; Fungi; Basidiomycota; Agaricomycetes; Polyporales; Fomitopsidaceae
Product: WD40-repeat-containing domain protein
Exons: 6
Coding region: 232-2664 (810 amino acids)
Molecular function (GO): protein binding
Source: RefSeq, a predicted model, not a curated record